AUGGCCAAGGGUCAUACCUCUCUUCCUCUCUUUGCCAACAUCAUGGUGGUGGUUCUUCAGGGCAGCUUUCUCACUCCUCUUUUGAGGCAGCUUUCUCACUCUCUUCUCCCCUCCAUCUUCUCCCCUCCAUCUUCUCCCCUCCAUCUUCUCCCCUCCAUCUUCUCCCCUCCAUCUUCUCCCCUCCUCUCUUCUCCCCUCCAUCUUCUCCCCUCCAUCUUCUCCCCUCCAUCUUCUCCCCUCCAUCUUCUCCCCUCCAUCUUCUCCCCUCCAUCUUCUCGAACGCGGCACUCAGCCCUUCUCUCCUCCCCUUCGCUCCUCUUCCUUUCUCUCUCCUUCCGUCCCCGCUUCUCCCCUUCCAUGUCUCCCAUUCAGCCCAUGGCCAAGGGUCAUCCCUCGCCGCCCCCCCUCUUCGCCAGCAUCACAGCGCCCAUCGGUAAAGGCCAUCCCUUGCCGCCUCCCCUCUUCGCCAGCAUCACAGCGGUCUUUCUUGAGGGUGGCUUCCUCAGCCCUUCCUUUGCUGACGUGGCAAGCAUCCUCCAGUGCGGUGGCGGCACCGUCAUUCCAAGCAGCGCCUUACAGUCCCCCACAGCCAAGACCCUUCUUGCUGCCUUCUCCAACCCCUCCAACACAACAAACAGCACCACCAUUGCCGCCGAAAAAAGGAGAGGAGAGGAAGGGGAGACGAAAAUACUCUUGGUGGUGUAUGCAGAUGUGCCUGCAAACACACCCAGUGGCUCGGGUAAGAUGCGGCGGGAACUGGCGCUGGUGGAGAAGCGGAGGGAAGCUGCUGGGCAAGUGGGGAAGGAGAUGCGGCGGGAACUGGCGCUGGUGGAGAAGCGGAGGGAAGCUGCUGGGCAACUGGGGAAGGAGGUGGGGGCUCGUGCCUCGUCUGGAAGGACCUUGUCUCCUCGUCGCAUCCUAGGCCUUUCGCUUCUCAGCUUCCCCAAGUCCUCGACCACUGCUCUACUAGCCACUCCCGGAGGCACUGGCGGAGACACUGGCGGCGAUACCGGCAGUGGCGGCGACAUUGGGGGAGGCGGCGAUGCGGGGGGAGGCGGAGAACCUGGCGGUCCUGGCGGAGACGUCGGCGGCGAGCAGGGCGGUCCUAAGGGUCCCCCUGGUGGCGACAAUGGGGAUACCGCCAGUGGCGGAGAUACCGGCAGUGGCGGCGACGUUGGGGGAGGCGAGGGUGGCCCGCCACUGAUCGGCGCUGGCGGAAAGGGCGGGAAGGGCGGAAAGGGAGGGAAGGGUGGGAAGGGCGGAAAAGGCGGAAAGGGAGGGAAAGGGGGCAAGGGGGGAAAGGGGGGGAAACCUGGUAACCAGCAGGGGGGACCUGGCGGAGAUCAGAGGGGUUCUGACGGAGAGCAAGGGGGGGCUGGUGGGGAGCAGGGGGGAUCCGGCGGGGAGCAGGGGGGAUCUGGUGGAGAGCAGGGCGGGGCUGGCGGGGAGCAGGGGGGAGCAGAGGGGCAGGAUCAGGGCCAGACCGCAGGCACAACGAGCACAGGGAAGGGUGGAAAGGCUGGAAAGGGUGGAAAGGGUGGGAAAGGAGGGAAGGGAGGCAAGGGUGGAAAGGGUGGCAAAGGUGGAAAGAAAUAA
Messenger RNA from Closterium sp. NIES-65, 1596 nucleotides. The record is from the annotation of a GenBank genome assembly. Lineage: Eukaryota; Viridiplantae; Streptophyta; Zygnematophyceae; Desmidiales; Closteriaceae.